UAUGAUGCUGUUCCCAUCCAAUCAAGUGUGGUGUUAUGCUCCUGUUCGUCCCCAUCAAUGGUGAGGAACCAAGCAGAUUCCAGCACUCCAUCUGUCAUUUCCACCUGUGGCAGCAGACAGGGAUCUAACAUGGAGGGCACAGCAGCUGAAUCAAGAUCUGGUUCAAACUCCUUGCAGCAACAUACAGGACAGCAGCCUCCGCAGCCUCGGAAGAAACGACCUGAUGACUUCAAGUUUGGGAAGAUUCUGGGUGAAGGAUCUUUUUCAACGGUUGUCUUGGCACGAGAAUUGGCAAGUUCCAGAGAAUAUGCCAUUAAAAUCCUAGAGAAACGUCAUAUCAUCAAAGAAAAUAAGGUGCCAUACGUGACACGAGAGAGAGAUGUCAUGUCCCGUCUGGAUCACCCUUUCUUUGUGAAACUCUACUUCACCUUUCAGGAUGAUGAAAAGCUGUAUUUUGGGCUUAGCUAUGCCAAGAAUGGGGAGCUGCUGAAGUACAUACGCAAGAUUGGCUCAUUUGAUGAGACCUGUACCAGGUUUUACACUGCUGAAAUUGUAUCAGCCCUGGAGUAUUUGCAUGGGAAAGGAAUAAUUCACAG
Acanthisitta chloris (rifleman) is the source of this 596-nucleotide messenger RNA. Its product is annotated as 3-phosphoinositide-dependent protein kinase 1-like. The annotation marks the transcript as partial. Lineage: Eukaryota; Metazoa; Chordata; Aves; Passeriformes; Acanthisittidae. Gene Ontology annotation, biological process: peptidyl-serine phosphorylation; intracellular signal transduction. The transcript is spliced from 4 exons. The record is from RefSeq and is a predicted model, not a curated record. Gene Ontology annotation, molecular function: protein serine/threonine kinase activity; ATP binding.